Molecule: messenger RNA, 1269 nt
Organism: Perkinsus marinus ATCC 50983
Lineage: Eukaryota; Perkinsozoa; Perkinsida; Perkinsidae
Exons: 5
Coding region: 1-1269 (422 amino acids)
Biological process (GO): regulatory ncRNA-mediated post-transcriptional gene silencing
Cellular component (GO): cytosol; P granule
Molecular function (GO): helicase activity
Source: RefSeq, a predicted model, not a curated record
AUGCAUGAGACUGUUGCAAUCUCCCCUGUUCAUGAUGAGGUCAAGAUGGAAGAUCUUCAGGCAUUCUCUAUCUUUCUGGCUAAGAAGCUAGAGCCUCUAGAGCAUUCUCUAGAGUCUUGCAGAGGCCAUCCGAUAGUGAAGGAAUAUAAAAGAGCUGUGGAGCUCGGUCAAUUCCGCCGCUUGCCGGGUUUGCGGGCACAGAUGGACAAGAUUGCCGUGAACAGGUUUCCAGUGCUGGUGGCGACAUGCAUCGGGAGCGGUCAUCAAAUGCUCGACGGUCUUACUUUCGACUCAGUCGUCAUUGACGAGUGCACUCAAGCGACUGAACCAGCGACGUUGGUGCCUCUGACACGGGGUGCCAAACGCUGUGUUCUAUUAGGUGACCACAAGCAACUGUCGGCAACUAUAUGUUCGACAGCUGCAUCGGAGCGAGGCUUGGGAAAGAGUCUGUUCGAGCGUGUUUUGGAGUCUGGUGGCAGACUUCAUUUGCUUGACGUACAACGGAGAAUGCACCCCAGCAUCGCUGAGUUUUCUAAUAUCAAUUUUUACGAAGGCCGACUUCACAGUGAAGUCGGAGAGCGGGCGAAAAUCCCAGGAUUAUACUGGCCUGCGUCCGGCGUCCAGGUGUGUCUGGUGAAUAUUGACGCAUUGAGUGGUGGAGAGACGAGAGUGGGGACGAGCUUCUCCAACCGAGCCGAGGCCAAGGCGGUGAUCGAUGCGAUGGUGGUGGCCGUCAAGGCAGGGGUGGAGCCGGGCGACAUUGGUAUAGUUGUGCCGUACAGCGGACAAAAGACGCAGAAAGAGAGAAUGUUAGAGUCUGAUUAUCGCCUGCCUCGUGAGAGCGUCGAGCGAAUCAGUAUCAAUACGGUGGAUGCUUGCCAGGGAAGCGAGAGAGAGCUUAUUCUCUUCAGCGCAGUCCGAUCCAAUCGGGACGGCGAUAUUGGUUUUACUGGAGAUCCCAGGAGAAUGAACGUGGUGCUCACUAGAGCUAAGCGGAGCUUGGUUGUUUUCGGAGAUGUGAAGACCCUGUCUGCUGAUACCGAAGGGGACUGGGCUCGUUGGGUUCAUUGGGCGAAGAGCACAGGCUGCAUGGUUGAAAUGGCGGAAUACUUGAGGAAUUCAGCUGUAAACGGAGCUAGCGGAUCUGCCGGACCGUGGAGGCGUGGCGCGGUGGAAGCUCGAGGAAGUGCCUACGGUAACAAUUCUCCACCCAAACCUUCCUCAUCUAAGAUGAGUCAUCUCAUUGAACAACCCGACUUCGUCGUCUAA